AUGGCGAAUAAAGAGUUCAAAGUCCCGCCGGUGGCUUUCCCAUCCGCCGGAAACCCCGGCGGUGCGGCCCCGAACCUCCAGCAGCGGCGCAUGCCCACGCCUCCUUUUCAACCGAACUCCGGCAUCCCCUUCAUGUCCUUCGACAUAGGCUCCGCCGCGGCGUCCACCUCCUCAGGUCCAAUCUACACCGGCCCCGUCGUGGGCGUCGGUGGCUCUGCCAACUUCGACGACGAGGAGCCCCUUCUCGACGAGCUCGGGAUCCACCCGGAGCAAAUCUGGAGCAAAAUCAGAUCCGUUUUGAAUCCAUUUCGCGUCAACCACACGGUUCACAAAGAUUCGGAUCUAUCAGGCCCAAUCCUCCUUUACAUGUCCUUUUGCCUCUUCCAAUUGCUCGCAGGAAAGAUCCAAUUCGGCGUGAUCUUGGGCUGGAUCGUGGUCUCUUCCAUUUUCCUUUACGUCGUUUUCAACAUGCUAGCCGGUCGAACCGGUAACCUCGACCUACACACCUGUACCAGCGUCGUCGGUUACUGCAUGUUGCCGGUGGUAAUUUUCUCCGCGCUUUCGCUCUUCUUACCGGUCGAUGGGGUCAUUCGCCUUUCGGUCGCUGCGAUUUUCGUGUUGUGGGCCACGAGGGCUUCCACUGGUCUCGUCGUUUCGCUCGCUGAUGGCGGUGAUGAACAUCGAGGACUGAUUGCGUACGCGUCCUUCUUGAUUUACACUCUGUUUUCGUUGCUUGUCAUAUUCUAG
Molecule: messenger RNA, 747 nt
Organism: Sphenostylis stenocarpa
Lineage: Eukaryota; Viridiplantae; Streptophyta; Magnoliopsida; Fabales; Fabaceae
Source: the annotation of a GenBank genome assembly